Molecule: messenger RNA, 1628 nt
Organism: Solanum tuberosum (potato)
Lineage: Eukaryota; Viridiplantae; Streptophyta; Magnoliopsida; Solanales; Solanaceae
Product: F-box protein At5g49610-like
Exons: 2
Coding region: 542-1168 (208 amino acids)
Molecular function (GO): protein binding
Source: RefSeq, a predicted model, not a curated record
UAAAAUAUUGAGGGAUGCAAUGUAUAAUUUAAUCACUUUUCAGGGUGUGCAGUUGUACUCUAAUAUUUUAUCUAUUUUAAUAAGAAAAGUUUUUUUGUAGGAGUCGUCAAUUCGAGUCUCGCAAUAUAAAGACAUAAUACAUAAAUAUGACUCUUAACUUGGCAUCAAUCGAUAACUAUGACCUUUAAUUUUGGAUAUGCACAAGUAGACACUUAAACUUGUAUAAAAUUGAACAACUAGAUGCAUUCGUCCUAUAUGACACUUUACAUGAAAAUUUUGUGUCUUAUGUGGCGUCCUACAUGUAUUAUGUCAUGUAGGAUACAUGUGUCUACUUGUUCAAUUUUAUACAAGUUUAAGUAUUUACUUGUGCACACUCAAAGUUGAAGGGCAUAAUUAUCGUUGAAGCCAAGUUAAGAAUAACGUUUAUGUAUUACGCCCGUAUAAAAAGAGUCGAGCGUUAAGUACAAGGGGAUCCAUCAUUCUCGCUUAACAACAAUAAUUGAAUUACACUCUGUGAUAGAAAUUCAGUAAGGUUGCAAUAAUGGAUCGUGGAAAAAUACCAGACCUUGCUGCACGGGAUAAUAAGAUUUAUCUGGAUUUAAAGGACAUCAUCAAGGAGAAUGCCCUUCCCUUCCUUCCUGCCAAAUCAGUUGUCAAAUUCGGAGCUGUUUGCAGGGACUGGAGAUUCCAGAUUUCCGCUCCACUUUUUGCCCACAAUCAGUCACUUUCUUGUCACAGCACAUCAGGCAUCUUUAUCCAGAUUCACAGGGGUUCCCCUUCUCUCAUACCCAUUUGUGGGGUGCCAGAUCCAAUUCUUAGCUUCUUGCCUGAGCCUGUUGACAUUAAAUCCUCCUCCAAUGGACUGCUUUGUUGCCGAGGUCGUGAAGGGGACAAGGUCUACUACAUAUGUAAUCCCUUUACUAAGCAGUGGAAGGAACUACCAAAAUCAAAUGCUAAUCAUGGAUCAGUUCCAGCAAUUGUGCUCUUAGUUGAACCAUCGUUGCUCAACUUUGUAGCAGAGUACAAAAUUAUAUGUGCUUUUCCAUCCACAGAUUUUGGUAAGGCAACUGAAUUUGAUAUAUAUUCCUCCAGAGAGGGUUCUUGGGAAAUUGCUAGGGAGAUAUGCUUUGGAGAUAGAACAAUAUUUUGUUUACUGGAUGACAACUGAUAAUAUUCUUGCUUUUGAUCUAACAAAGGAGAGGUCACAGCUCCUUCAAAGCUAUGACACUCAUGGCUUCUUGGGGACUUUUAGUGGAAAGCUCUGUAAGGUUGAUGUCACUGGUAAUAGAAUCUUGUUAAACAUUUUGGCUAAUACCCACUCAAAUACAAUGCAAAUGGGAAGCCAAAUCAAAAUGUGGUCAGAGAAACAGACUGUUGUUCUUGACAGUGAAAUUGUUGGGGAUGUAACAAGGAACUACUCAGUUUUACAUGUUGACAGUGAUAUAAUGGUGGCUCGUUGUGGAGGAAGAACGUACUCAUACGAUUUCAAGUCCUGUGCAAAAAAAUUUCUGAGCAGUGAAGUUGGAAUUCGUCGAUGCUUUCCAUAUGUAAACAGCCUAGUUGUAACAAACUCAAUAACAAGACCAACUCAAUUCAACUUCAAACAACCGACAACUCUAUUUCAUUAA